Molecule: messenger RNA, 2710 nt
Organism: Oryza brachyantha (malo sina)
Lineage: Eukaryota; Viridiplantae; Streptophyta; Magnoliopsida; Poales; Poaceae
Product: wall-associated receptor kinase 1-like
Exons: 4
Coding region: 43-2271 (742 amino acids)
Biological process (GO): protein phosphorylation; cell surface receptor signaling pathway
Cellular component (GO): plasma membrane
Molecular function (GO): protein serine/threonine kinase activity; ATP binding; calcium ion binding
Source: RefSeq, a predicted model, not a curated record
GUGUGGUAGAAACUAACGUUGGCGCUCCUAUAGCAGCCAGCCAUGUCACAAGGAAUGAUUGCGUGGUAUACCCACAUUGCUCUGGCUGCAGCCUUAGCUCUACAUGCUGUGCUGACGGGUACGGCGACGGCGGCCGUUGGUCUUGUUAGCAGCCGCCGGCUGGCCGGGUACUGUCCGAGCAAGUGCGGCGAGGUGGAAAUCCCCUACCCAUUCGGCAUCGGCGAAGGCUGCGCCAGGCCAGGCUUGGAUAACUUUACCGUCGAUUGCGACCACAGCUUUAGCCCUCCCAGACCGUAUUUCAGCAACAUAGAGAUCAUCGACAUCUCUCUGGAGGCAGGGGAGAUGCGCAUCUAUACUCUCGUGGUGUACGACUGCUACAACUCAUCCAACACCACCGACAACUCCCAAGGAUUCGACUCGCUCAACGUCACCGGAUUGCCCUUCCUGCUGGCGCAGACGAGGAACGAGUUCACGGCCGUCGGCUGCGGCGCAGCGGCGUUGCUAUGGGGCAGGGACGAUGGGAGCUACUUGACCGGCUGCAUCUCGACGUGCAUGAGCUUGGACGAGGCUGCCAACGACGGUGACCCGUGCACAGGGCUGGGGUGCUGCCAGGUGCCCUCCAUCCCGCCCAACCUUAGCACCAUUGCCAUGACGUGGGCUACUGGGAACCUCGGCGACAACUAUGCGUGGAGAGAAGCCCCUUGCCGCUACGCCUUCGUGGCCGAGAAAGGCUGGUACCAUUUCAGCCGGCGAGAUUUCAGUCCUGCAGGCAGCGAGAGCUUUGCCAAUCGUGCUGGAGAAAGAAGUGUCCCAACAGUGCUUGAGUGGGCCAUCAGGAGCGAUGGAUUGUGCUCACGGUCAACACGACAAGCUCCUGCCUGUGUUAGUGCCAAAAGCUACUGCGUCAACACCACCAACGGAGAGGGCUACCUCUGCAAGUGCUCUGCAGGAUACGACGGCAAUCCUUAUGUCACCGGGGGCGGUGGAUGCACAAAUAUUAACGAGUGCCAGCUUAGAAGAAUGGAUCCUGCAAAGUACGAGAAGGUUUAUCCUUGUUACAGUGGUAGCAGAUGCCAUGACACAGAGGGUGAUUAUAAGUGCAAAUGCCGGUUUCUACAUAGAGGGGACGGUAAACUCGACGAUGGAUGCCGGCCCAUAUUUCCCGGGGUUAUUUUGAUCUUCUGGGCAGUAACCGUCAUCGCCGGUGUUGUCGUGGCGUUCCUGACGCUCUACGUUAUGAGGGAGCGUAAGAGGCGUAAGCAGAAAGAAUUAUACGACAAAAACGGUGGCAACAUACUGAAGAAGAUGAUUAACGACAUCACAAUGUUUACAGAAGAGGAGCUGAAGGAGAUGACACGUUAUUGUGGAAAUAGAGAGCUCGGAAAGGGUUAUUUUGGUGUGGUUUACAAGGGGAUUACCAAGAACAAGGAGGAGGUUGCGGUGAAGCGCUACACCAAAAAAGGAGGGGGGCACAACAAACAGGACUACGCGGAUGAGAUCAUCAACCAGGCUCGGAUCCAGCACGCGAAUCUAGUACGUCUCGUCGGUUGCUGCCUGCAAACGGAUGUGCCCACUCUGGUUUUGGAGUUCGUCCCUGGAGGCAGCCUCUACGAUUUGCUCCAUGGCAAUGGCCGUCACAGGCAUCUUCCACUGCCAACGCGUGUGGACAUUGCCGUUGGCAGUGCGGAAGCUCUGGCAUACAUGCACUCCAGUAUUGACCACAAAAGCACUGUUCAUGGGGACAUCAAGCCCGCCAAUAUUCUCCUUGGCAUCAAUCUGGAGCCCAAGGUGUCUGACUUUGGAUCGGCCAAGCUUACGUCUGUCGCUAAAUCCGGUGUCUGGGCCGUCAGCGGAGAUAACAGCUACACCGACCCUGCCUAUUAUAAGACAGGCGAUUUCACAGAGAAAAGUGACGUGUACAGUUUUGGGGUCGUCCUCCUAGAGCUCAUCACGCGGAAGAAAGCCUACUCCAAGUCCGAGGAAAAAAAAAGCCUAGCGUUACGCUUUUACAAGUACUACACGGAUGAAGAUGCGAGAAGGAACAUGUACGACCACAACAUGCUGUCAUCAGCUGACGCUGCUCCGCUGCCUUGCUACAUGGAGUGCCUCGACAGGAUGGCUAGCCUCGCCAAACGGUGCAUUGAUCCGGACGACGACGAGAGGCCCACCAUGGCUGAGGCACUGGAGGAGCUUAAGCAGUUGCGUGCAACCCUUCAUGUCAACUGCGACGACGGUCCAACCACUCCAACGCAUGGAGUAGAAAUUAACUAAGCUCUGGGUUGUGGAUAGCAUUUAUAAUUUCUCUUCGAUCGACCUCGCCAGCAGAUAUACAUAUGUACGCUGGUUAGUUUGCACGGGCAUACAUAGAAAUGUAACAUUAGUUACGCACGUUAAUUCCUAGUUAUAUACGCUAGCAGCUAGCUCCUGCUCUGUUACAUGAUGGAAUUAUAUGUUUGUAAUCAUGAGCAUACUUUCUGUCUUUAGACUAGCAGCAUUUUAGUUGCACCUUACAAAUUAGUUUGCUUUGGGUUCGAUCCUUGCAUUGCAUGCAUAUAGUCAGAUCGGAACCGGCCUUUCAGCUUAUUUUGUUUCAGUUAUCGGUGCAGAGCUUAGUCAGUGUCUGAUCCGUUUUGUUUUAGUGCAUGUAACAAACUCCUGUGUGGAGAGAGCAAUAAAAGGAAAAACCCCGAAAAGCUGAGCAAGAUUGAGG